Messenger RNA from Dama dama (fallow deer), 1137 nucleotides. RefSeq names its product pregnancy-associated glycoprotein 1-like. The transcript is spliced from 10 exons. The record is from RefSeq and is a predicted model, not a curated record. Gene Ontology annotation, biological process: proteolysis. Gene Ontology annotation, molecular function: aspartic-type endopeptidase activity. The coding region runs from base 1 to 1137 and encodes 378 amino acids. Lineage: Eukaryota; Metazoa; Chordata; Mammalia; Artiodactyla; Cervidae.
AUGAAGUGGUUUGUGCUUCUCGGGCUGGUGGCCUUAUCAGAGUGUAUAGUCAAAAUACCUCUAACGAGAGUGAAGACCAUGAGAAAAAUCCUCAGUGAAAAAAAUAUGCUGAACAAUUUCCUGAAGGAACAUGCUUACAGACUGUACCAGAUUUCUCCUCCUGGCUCAAACGCAACUAUUCACCCCCUGAGGAACAUCAUGGAUAUGCUCUAUGUGGGUAAAAUCACCAUUGGAACACCCCCUCAGGAAUUCCAAGUUGUCUUUGACACAGGCUCAUCUGAGUUGUGGGUGUCCUCCCUCUUUUGCCCCAGUCCAGCCUGUUCUACACACGUUAGGUUCAGACAUCUUGAGUCUUCCACCUUCCGUCCUACCAAAAAGACCUUCAGGAUCACCUAUGGAUCCGGGAGCAUGAAGGGAUUUCUUGCUUAUGACACCGUCCGGAUUGGGGACCUUGUAAGUACUGAUCAGCCAUUUGGUUUAAGCUUGGCAGAACACGGGUUUGAGGAUGCACCUUUUGAUGGCAUCUUGGGCUUGAGUUACCCUGACAUAUCCCUCACUGGAGGCAUCCCCAUCUUUGACAACCUGAAGAAACAAGGUGCCGUUUCUGAGCCUGUCUUUGCCUUCUACUUGGGCAAGACGAAGGGCAGUGUGGUGAUGUUUGGUGGGGUAGACCACCGCUACUACAAGGGAGAGCUCAACUGGGUACCAUUGACACAAGCAGGUGACUGGCGUGUACACAUGGACCGCAUCUCCAUGAAAAGAAAGGUUAUUGCUUGUUCUGGUGGCUGUGAGGCUCUUCUGGACACUGGGACAUCACUGAUCAUUGGCCCAACAAGACUGGUGAAAAACAUCCAGAAGCUCAUCGGCGCCACACCACGGGCUUCCGAGCACUAUGUUUCUUGUUUUGCGGUCAAUAUCCUGCCUUCUAUUAUCUUCACCAUCAAUGGCAUCAACUACCCAGUGCCAGCUCGAGCCUACAUCCUCAAGAAUGCCCGGGACAGCCACUGCUACACUGCCUUUAAAGAGAACACAGUGAGAUCUCCAGAGACUUGGAUCCUGGGUGACGUCUUUCUGAGGCUGUAUUUCUCGGUGUAUGAUCAAGGAAAUGACAGGAUUGGCCUGGCAAAGGCAUCGUAA